This is a messenger RNA of Aspergillus costaricaensis CBS 115574, 405 nucleotides long. RefSeq lists its product as uncharacterized. NCBI's taxonomy places the organism in Eukaryota, Fungi, Ascomycota, Eurotiomycetes, Eurotiales, Aspergillaceae. The annotation marks the transcript as partial. Gene Ontology annotation, molecular function: transmembrane transporter activity. The transcript has a single exon. The record is from RefSeq and is a predicted model, not a curated record.
AUGACUACCCCAGCUACAUCAACCCCAUCGCCAUGGCUAACCGCCACCUUCAGCUACGCGAACAUGUUCACCGUGGGCACCUUCUACGCCGCCAGUGCCCUACAAGCCGAGCUUCCACGACUAUUAGGUAUCUCCCCUGACUGGGCCAUGGCGCCCUUUGGGAGCGCCUGUGUCGGGCUGUCUGUCGGACUUUCGCAAGCCGCAGCCCUCAUCGACCGCCACAGCGCCCCCAGGGUAGCAGGCCGCGGCGCCAUGCUCUGGGGCGCCGCCGUGCUCAUGACCGGCCUCAGUCUCCAGUACGCGAGCUUCGCAGGCAUCAUCGCAGCUUUUUUCCUCGGGGGCAUCGGCGUCGGUUGGACCUACCUGGCCGUGGUGAUUAUGGUCAGCCAGGCCCUUCCGCAAUCA